Zasmidium cellare ATCC 36951 is the source of this 399-nucleotide messenger RNA. RefSeq lists its product as uncharacterized. Lineage: Eukaryota; Fungi; Ascomycota; Dothideomycetes; Mycosphaerellales; Mycosphaerellaceae. The coding region runs from base 1 to 399 and encodes 132 amino acids. The transcript has 2 exons. The record is from RefSeq and is a predicted model, not a curated record.
AUGUCAACAGCUUCAUCAUCCCGCCGCCCAGCAACCACAAGAUCAGCCCGCAGCCCAGAGUCCUUCGACUCCCUGCGAACGCGAGAUGCCGCCGCAGAGAUUCUUCAGAGCUACGAGAAGCUCAGCUGGUUCUCUUUCCAUCGAUGCGAGACCAUCAUGCAGACCCGACAGCACUUCCAGCGCGUAGCAGCCGGCUUCGAUAGUGACGCUGAGGCGAAGAACGUCAGGUGGGAAGAGGACUUCACGCGCCACCCGAAGUCAGCUGAGGAAGAGGCAAAGUCAAGUCGAAAGGGCAAGGAGAGGGUGAGUCUGGGUGGCGAGUCUGGGCGCAAGGAGCGCAAUGGCAGCAAAAGCAAAGAUGCUGGUGCGGCGACUGAGCCGGUAGCGAAGGAGUCUUGA